Molecule: messenger RNA, 920 nt
Organism: Rhodofomes roseus
Lineage: Eukaryota; Fungi; Basidiomycota; Agaricomycetes; Polyporales; Fomitopsidaceae
Exons: 1
Source: RefSeq, a predicted model, not a curated record
UUAUUGGUUCGUUGGCUCGUGAAGGAGCGGAAGCAGGCAAGAGACGGGUACAGAGGCAGAGAUGCGACGGGGACGGGGGCGUGGCGGACGGGGCAGCUGGGACAGGGCAGGAGAGAGAGACGGCGGGGAGGAAUUACGGCUAGUGGGCGGGAGGAGGAGAUGAGGAGAGAGGAGAGAGAACAGACGGAGGCGCGGGAAAGAGCGAUCACCAGACCCGCCGCGCCACCGCCCAAACAACACCCGCCACCCGCCGUCCUCCCCGCCGCCGCCCUCCUCGUCCUCCUCGUCCAGCGCACCCCGCCGCGGCCUGCCACGCGCGGGCCACACCGCGGACCCGCGUAUGCCGCAGCCAGCGCGCUGGCCACCGGGGCGCGGGCUGUGGAGCGCAUUUUCAUGGUUACUCAUCCGUGGUCCCAUGGGUGCGAGCGAACAGCCCCAGCCCUGCACCGGGUACGCGAACAGAUCGUUAUCGUCUGCCUUCCAAAGGGUCGCUGUCGGCGGGGCAGACCCUGGCCCGCGUGUGUCCCAACGACGUGCCCCAACAUCACUCCCACUCGCCCAUUGCAGUUCCGGCGGCAUCCUCGAUCACAGCACUCGCCAUCCUUCGCGAAGUGGGCCCACCGAGGUCCGCUCGUCAAGCCAGCCAAAAGCGAGGCCUUGGGACCCAAAUGACGACUGCAGGUCUGGCCCCGUAGGCAGACUCGGCCAUCUGUACCGUACCGGACGUGUGUAUAUUACCUGCUCGAUGUACUCGCAAAGUAGACACCCGUCUGCGACUGUGAUAAAGUGAUCUGCAGAUACACCGUGUAUGAUACAGUUGAGAGUGAGCGGUUCGCCUCCAUCCUCAUUCGCCACACGGCUGCUCGCAUCACGUGAUGUCUGCUCGGGCGACGUCGCUGCGCCCACCGCCGCCACCUCCG